This is a messenger RNA of Lachnellula hyalina, 1206 nucleotides long. RefSeq lists its product as uncharacterized. NCBI's taxonomy places the organism in Eukaryota, Fungi, Ascomycota, Leotiomycetes, Helotiales, Lachnaceae. Bases 1 to 1206 code for a protein of 401 amino acids. The record is from RefSeq and is a predicted model, not a curated record. The transcript has 3 exons.
AUGCAGUACACCGCAUUGUCUGUGGCCUUCUUCGCGGCUUUGGCCACCGCUCAUCAACAUGCUCCCCAGCAUUUCCACCACCGCAGACAGCUCAAUGGAACCUCCACCGACUCUGGUGACCAGACCACUUUGGUUGUCACUCACUUCAUCACCAGCACUAUCACCAGCUGCGCCGCAACUGUGACAAACUGCCCAGCGAGAAACUCCGCAUCUGCUGGUGUCGUUGUCACUGACACUGUUGUCGUUGCCACAACUGUCUGCCCAGUUGCGGAAGCUUCAUCUGCCAGCGCCGCAGCCAUCGCCUCGUACGUCGCUUCUACCAGUGCUGCUUCCAGUGCAUCAGCGACUGGUUCAGGAUACGCUCCAGCAGGACCCGGUCCUACUGCCCCAGGCGGACCAGUAGCGGGUACUUCUGCCCCAGCUGCAUCUUCUGUCGCCGGUGGAGCCUCUUCUCCAGCAUCCUCCGCACCAGCAGGCUCAAACGUCGUUGGAGCUGUCACCACAUCCGCUCCAUCAGUCCCUCUCAGCACUGGCUCUGGAGGUAGCGUUGUAGCAGUUGGCACAUCUAACACUGUCCUCACCUACACUCUCGGCUCCGGCUCAUCCACCACCGUUGUCACCACUACCAUCAAGCACACCAGCUACGCUACCGUCCUUGCCACCAAGUCUGCCAGCUCUGGCGCCGCAGGUGGAGCAGCUGGAUCGGCCAGUGCCUCUGGUCCCACUACCACUCUCUAUGGUACCGAGACCUCCACCAAAUAUGUUACCGUCGUGGCAGCUUCUACAGCCAGCGGUUCAGCUGGAGCUAGUGCUACAGCCGGAAGCAGCGCAGGUGCUGCUGGUGCCUCGGGUUCCGCAUCAGGUUCUGCUGGCCUCAAGACUGAUGUUGCAGCCUCUGGAUCUUGCGCCCCAGUCACCGUCACUGUUGCUCUCUCAACUGUCACUGUGACUGCCGCCGCAUCAGGUGCUGCCUCAGCUUCAAGCCUUGCCGUCAAGAACCAAGCUGCCAGCAGCUCAGGCUCCGCGGUUGUAGUCCUCAGCACCGCGACUGUGCUCCCAGUCCCAGUCAGCACCGGACCCCCAUACGGAAACGGUACCGAUAGCAACGGCUCUGGUGCCGCCAGCGGAACCGCAUCCCGCAAGCCCUGCUCCAGUGUCUUCCCCAGCGGAUUCAUCUCCAAGGCCGCCAAGCCCACCGGCUACUAA